AUGUCCGGUCUACCUGCGCAGAGUGGCACCAUGCAGGUUCUGGAUGAGGGGGACAUUCUUGACCCAGAGUUUCAGCAGCGUCUGGAAGAUGCCCGUACUCUGCUCAGGCAGGAGAUCCAGCGCGAGCUGAAGAUCAAGGAGGCCGCUGAGAGACUCCGGCGGGCCCUCACCAAUCGUAAAGGCGCCGCCGAUGUGGAGGGCCAGCUCAAAGCCUCCAGCCGCAAGCUGGAGAGGUUGCAUUGGGAACUGCAGGAGCUCAACGCCAGGUCCAUGGCCACCGAGAAGGACUGCAGCACAGGCUGCUUGGAGGAGGAGGACAACCUAUCGGCACAGUCGUGUCCGUGGGAAGAGGUCACAUCGCCGGCGGCCAGUCGGGUCAGAACGCUGAAGAAACAGCUCACCAUGGAGACCAAAGUCAAACAGGGCGCCGAGAACAUGAUCCAAACGUACAGCAACAGCUCAGUCAAGGACAGGAAGAUAAUGACUACGGCCCAGCAGAUGAUCCAGGACAGCCGCACUAAGAUCGAGCUGCUGCGCAUGCAGAUCAUCAAAGUCAGUCAGGCCCGAGACGGCUCGCAGGACGGCUCGCACGGUCAGCCUGUGGAGAUCAUCAAUCCUCUGGAGAUGCGGAUGGCUGACCUGCUGCACCACAUGAAGAUCGAAUCGGCCGUAGCAGAAGGAGCAAAAAAAGUGGUGAAGCAGCUGAGUGGCAGCAAGAUCCAGGACCGCCGUGUCCUAGCAGAGGCGCAGGCGCGCAUGCAGGAGUCCUCUCAGAAGGUGGAUUUGUUAAGUCUGUCCCUGGAGAGGCGUUUGAGCGAGCUGCCCCGGGACCAUCCCAAGCAUGCUGUCAUCAGGGAGGAGCUGUUUGUGGGAACGCCACCUUCCUCUGGCAUGUCAAAGAAGAUGUCCUCUUCCUCUUCAUCCUUCCUCUUCAAACCAGCCAGUCUCACAGGUCGGUUGGAGGUUUGUUUGAUGGGCUGCCAGGACCUGUUGGAGUCGGUCCCUGGCCGGGGUCGUGUGACCGGCGUCCCGGCCACAUCUGUGAGCCUCUCGGAAGGGAAGUCUGCCAAGGGGAGAGCCGGCCAAUCGGGACGCAGCGCCAGUGCCAAGAUGAGCAAGGCCGAUGACCUGUCCUCGGAGAUAAGAGCUGUGCUAAAGGUGGACAACCGGAUUGUGGGGCGCACGCAAUGGCGACAGCUGGGCAAAGAUGCCUGGGGCCAGAGCUUCAGCAUGGAGCUGGAACGGUCCAGGGAGCUGGAGAUCGCGGUGUACUGGAGAGACUGGCGAGCGUUAUGUGGGGUGAAGUUCCUGCGGCUGGAGGAUUUCCUGGACAACCACCGUCAUGGCAUGUGUGUCCAGCUGGAACCUCAGGGCAUCCUCUUCAUCGAGGUCACAUUUAUCAAUCCUGUUAUCGAGCGGCGCUCCAAACUCCAGAGGCAGAGGAGAAUCUUCCCUAAAGAAAAAGGGAAGGACUUCCUGCGGGCGGCCCAGAUGAACAUGAACUUUGCCACAUGGGGCCGUUUGGUGAUGAGCAUCCUGCCUCCCUGCAGCUCCCUGGAGUCCAUGAGCCCUCCCUUCACGAGCCCGACCGCUGCCGCCCUGCCCUCCUACGCUUCUCCAGAACGAGAGCCUGCUGUGAUGUGUCUACAUUUUAAUGAAGAACAACCCGGCAGAUCUCCACACCGCACCAGAAAGAGCACAAGAGACUCUCCAUCGUGUCUCCGAGAGAACAAGCGUCAACCCUCUAUUCACUCACCGCCACACAGGGAUGAAGGACUUCAGAUGGAAGAGUUCAACUGCAUUUCAGUCCUGGGCAGAGGUCACUUCGGUAAGGUGCUGCUGGCAGAGCAUAAGAAGUCAGGCAAACUCUAUGCCAUCAAAGCCCUGAAGAAAGGAGACAUCGUAACACGGGAUGAAGUUGACAGCCUCAUGUGUGAAAAGCGGAUCUUCGAAGUGAUCAACGUCUCCCAGCAUCCUUUCCUGGUGAACCUGUACGGCUGCUUCCAGACGGCCGACCACGUGUGCUUCGUGAUGGCCUACUCCCCCGGGGGAGACCUCAUGACCCACAUUCACGCCAGCAUCUUCACCGAGAAUCAGGCGUGGUUCUACUCGUCCUGCGUGCUGCUCGGCCUGGAGUUUCUACACCAGAACCAAAUAGUUUACAGGGAUCUGAAGCUGGACAAUCUGCUGAUGGAUGCAGACGGUUUUGUCAGGAUUGCAGACUUUGGCUUGUGCAAAGAAGGUAUGGGCCACGGCGAUCGCACCACAACGUUCUGUGGGACACCAGAGUUUCUGGCCCCAGAGGUGCUGACGGACAACAACUACACCCGCAGUGUGGACUGGUGGGGGCUGGGGGUCCUGGUCUAUGAGAUGCUGGUGGGGGAGUCUCCUUUCCCAGGGGACGAUGAGGAGGAGGUGUUCGACAGCAUCGUCAACGACGAGGUGCGGUACCCUCGCUUCCUUUCUCCUGAGGCGCUGUCCCUCAUUCAAAAGCUGCUGAGGAAGAACCCUGAGAUGAGACUGGGAGGAGGCGAGGAAGAUGCCUCGGAGAUCAAACGCCACAAAUUCUUUCAGGAGACGGACUGGGACGCUCUCCUGGCCAAAAAGAUGAAGCCCCCCUUCCUGCCGGCCAUCAGAGCGCCGAAGGACGUGAGUAACUUCGAUGAGGAGUUUACUCGCCUGAAGCCAGUCCUCACCCCCCCGCGGGCAGCCUGCAUCCUCACUGCGGAGCAGCAGGACAUCUUCGCGGACUUUGACUUCUCCUUCAUGAGCUGACUGGGGCGACUCCGUCCGACCUGCUGAUUCCACAGAAGCGGAGGAGCAGGUCGCGUCCUCUUCCGGUCUCUUCUAACGCACCACCAGUCCAUCCGCUCUUUUUUUUAAUGCUUUCUGUCUCACAAACCCGUGGGAUCAAUUCCUGUUAACGCUGUGCCAAACAUGUCACUAGUGCAAUAGUUACAAAGGCCUCUGUCCAACAACUGAGCUGUAAAUAUUUGUGAUCUCAAUGCCAACCUGUAUCUAUUUAUCAUAACCAUUAGAAGUGGAUGUAAAACUCAUACUAAUGUUAAUUUAAAUUAUUCUGGGAGAUUUGCUCAAUCAAUACAACUGUUGAUUUACCAAUUUGUUAUUUUAAAAUGAUCCGAUCAUGAUGAAGUGUAAACGACGUGAAGGAAAUAUGAAUGAAUAAAUUGAUAUGUGCUGGA
Molecule: messenger RNA, 3203 nt
Organism: Gasterosteus aculeatus aculeatus (three-spined stickleback)
Lineage: Eukaryota; Metazoa; Chordata; Actinopteri; Perciformes; Gasterosteidae
Gene: pkn3
Product: protein kinase N3
Biological process (GO): signal transduction; protein phosphorylation
Molecular function (GO): ATP binding; small GTPase binding; protein serine/threonine kinase activity
Source: RefSeq, a predicted model, not a curated record